AUGGAAUCGGCAUUUGCGAAUCAACAAACUGCAUUCCACUUGAUAGGGCGAUCUCUCGCUAAUUUCAAAAAAUUCGGUCGUUCAAACUGGACGCCCGCAAAAAUUCGCUCAAGAUUAGCGAGUUUGCAAGAAACGUGGAAUCAGUGCGUGCGCAAUCACGCGAUUCUUAUUCAACUUGUUCCCGAAGAAGACCGAGAUGAAUUAGACUACUUCAAAGAUGAUCAAUUUGCCGCUCAUGAAGAUAUUUAUCAGACAGCCAAGGACUUCAUGAACGAGUGCCUCGAGGAAGUAGCUCCGGUCGUAAGUCACGAUUCGUCAACCGACACUACAUUUUCUCGAAGCGAACCCGCGUCUUUUUCGUUAAAGCAUCUUCCACCAAUUAAACUACCUCCGUUUUCCGGAAAAUCCGACGAGUGGGAAACGUUUCGAGAUCGAUUUCAAGCGCUAAUUAUCGAUAAUCGAGACCUUUCAGAAUUUAGUAAAAUGCAUUUUUUAGUAUCGAGUCUCACCGGCAGUGCUCGCGACGCGAUAGCCGGCAUUAAAGUUAUUGCAGAUAACUUUCAAGUAGCAUGGAAAGCAUUAACAGUCAGAUUUGAGAAUAAACGCAGACUAAUUGAGACUCAUUUAUCUACUUUAUAUCAUCUUCCUAAAAUGACGCGCGAGUCAGCUGUCGAGCUCCACGCAUUGCGCGACAAAACCGAGCAAGUAAUUUCUACGUUAAACCGUCUCGAUCGGUCUUCGGACGAUAUAGUUAGUGAUUUGCUAGUUUACUUUAUAUCACAAAAGUUCGAUUCUGCGACGCGUAGAGCGUGGAAACUCAAAACGAGCGAUAGCGAUGAUCCCCCAACUUAUAAAGAAUUAACACGUUUUCUAUCAUCGCGCGCUCUCGCUCUUGAAGAGCUUCAUUCUUAUGAAAGCGAUAAAUCGAAGUUACAUUCGAAAGUGACGAGCGCAACAGCCACUGCGUCAUUUGAAUUGUCAUGUUCGAUGUGCAAGCAACAGCAUAUUUUCUCUAAAUGUCCACAGUUUGUUUCAAAGAGUCCUCAUCAGCGACGCGAGUUAGUGAAAAAAUUCCGACGUUGCUUCAAUUGUCUGAGCAAAAAUCACUCGGUAAAUGAUUGUCAAAGCAAAUUUACGUGUCGUUUUUGUAGUAAAAAACAUCAUACGAUGAUUCAUCUGGAAUCGGACUCCUUGCGACAAACCAAUUCUAACGUAUCAAAUGCGCAUAACGAGAACGAAAAUGCGGCGAGCGUGGCAGCGCUUUCAUCCAUUACAUUGACUACCGCUCCGACUCCGGUAGUCUUAUCAACUGCCAAGGUAAACUUGCGUGCGCCUUCAGGCCGUUCGUUGACCGUCAGAGCCCUGCUUGACGGUGGAUCGGAGCUCACUUUUAUUUCAGAGCGAGUUGCACAAAAUUUACGUCUAACGCGUAUACGAACGUUUACGUCCACAACGGGAAUCAGCUGCGUAAACACCGGAAUUUGUCGCUCCGCAGCAUUAAUUUACAUUACGCCUCGUGAUAAACCCGAACCAAUUUUUACUACCGUCGCCUACAUUAUGAAAUCAUUGACAAGAUAUGCUCCCAGAAGCGUUUCGAAUUUGCAUGAGUGGAAACACAUUUCGAAUCUCAAAUUAGCCGAUGAUGAUCCUACCGGAUCAACGCAGAUAGACCUCAUAAUCGGAGCUGACUUAUACAAUCAAGUACUCAUUAAUGUGCAGAAUGGACCAGUCGGGCAACCAGGCGCCAUACAAUCACAUUUUGGGUGGAUCUUGUCAGGAACCACAUCUGUUCCAAGUCAUAUCGAACAGAACACUUGCGUAGUUGGUUCAACCUUUAUUUCAUCGCUCGCGUCAAACAAAAAUCAAGGUUCACGAGUUUCUAGAUCAAAUCAAAGAUAUCAAGUGGUCGCUCAUCAUUGUUCGUUAGAAUAUCAAUUACGUAAAUUUUGGGAGAGCGAAGAAACGCCUCAAUUUAGACAACUCCCUCCCGAGGAUAAGAGCUGUGAAGAGCACUUCCAGCGAACUCACUCGAGAACAGCAGAUGGAAAAUAUAUUGUGCGUCUUCCUUUUCGCGAAAACCUUCCAAUUAAAAUAGGCGAAUCCCGAGAAAUAGCGGCGCGUCGACUUUCUUCACUGAUUCACAAACUUAAAAGUCAACCCUCUAUUACUUCAGAGUAUUGCGAAUUCAUGCGCGACUACGAAGAUCUAGGGCAUAUGCAACCCGUUCCUCCCGUAGAAACUCAUCACUCACAAGUCGUGUACAUCCCGCAUCAUCCAGUUAUCCGAGAGGCAAGCUCCACUACUCGUUUAAGGGUUGUCUUCGACGCGUCUUGCAAGACGACCAACGGAACUUCUCUCAACGACCACAUGCUUAAAGGCCCUAAGUUGCAAACGGAUUUACAGGCCGUUAUAUUGCGUUGGCGACAAUAUAAAUUCGUCUAUUCCGCGGAUCUAGCCAAAAUGUACAGGCAAAUUCUCGUCGAUCCGAGAGACCGAGACUAUCAGCGCAUAUUGUGGAUCGACAGUAACUCAAACAUUCAAGAAUAUCAAUUACUUACAGUCACUUACGGUACCGCUUCAGCUCCAUUCCUUGCGCUCCGAGUAAUUAAUCAAUUGAAUGAAGACGAAGGUCCUUCUUUUCCGUUGGCUUCCGCCAUUUUGCGCGAUAACAUCUACGUUGACGACGUACUAUUCGGAGCAAAUGACAUUUCGCAGCUAAGACAAAUUCGUAAUCAACUUCGCGAAUUAUUAAACCGCGGCGGUUUCACCCUUCGAAAGUGGGCAAGUAACCAAUCGGAGUUGUUAACAGAUAUCCUAUCUGCUGAUCACGGUCUAGCUUGCUCGAAGACUCUCGAAUCCGACGAUAACUUGAAGGUACUCGGCAUCUCUUGGAAUCCCUCGCAUGACAGUUUUCAAUUCCAAGUCAACCUUCCUAAUACCUUUCCUAUCACAAAGCGAACGAUACUUUCAACAAUAGCUAAGUUAUUUGAUCCUCUCGGAUGGGUUACACCCGUCGUUCUUAAGGCAAAGUUAGUUAUGCAACAUUUGUGGCGACAAAAGAUAGGUUGGGAUGACCCCAUUCCUAAAGAAAUUCGGUCACAUUGGAAAUUAAUUUACGAUUCUCUUUCUCACAUCACAGAUAUCAAAUUGGGUAGAUGGAUAAACCGUGAUUCAGACACAGCGAGUGUAGAAUUACAUGGAUUUGCUGAUGCAUCAACCGUAGCUUUCGCCGCAGUAGUCUUUCUAAGAAUAACCUCGCGUUCAGGACAAAUCAAAGUCUCACUUCUUGCCGGACGAUCUAAAGUCGCUCCCAUUAAACUAAUGAGCGUCCCUCGUCUUGAACUCUCAGCGGCAGUCAUAUUAGUUCGUUUGAUUAAUUUCAUAAAAGAAUCUCUUCAUUUAACGAACGUUCCGAUUCAUUGUUGGACAGAUUCCACCGUAGUUCUUGCUUGGUUGAACAAACACCCUUCAACCUGGAAAACUUUCAUUUCUCAUCGGGUGUCAGAAAUCCAAACACAAUUACCCGACGGUGCAUGGCAUCACGUAAGCACAACCGAUAAUCCCGCCGAUUGCGCUUCGCGCGGAUUACUCGGUUCCGAAUUACAUUCCCUUCGACUUUGGUGGCAUGGGCCCUCCUGGUUAAGUCUCCCCGCAAACGACUGGCCUAAGUCUAUCAAAGUAACCUCACAAGAAACUCAAUUAGAAUUAAAAGCUUGCAAAAUUCAUCAAGUCAACGCUCCUGAUUUGUGGGACUUAGCUUCCCGCUAUUCUUGGUGGCCGAAAUUAGUGCGCGUCACUGCAUAUGUUUACCGAUUUAUAGAUAAUUGCCGAACAAAGCGACAAGAAAAGCAUGACAAUCAUCUCAAUUCUCACGCUCUCACAGCAUCCGAAUUCAAUCGAGCUCGGAAUUUUUGGAUACAAACAGCUCAAGCUGCCGUGUUCGAGAGCGAACUUCACAAAUUAAAACUUAAUCAAGCAGUAUCUAUAAAAUCUCGUAUCUAUUCAUUAACUCCAUUUCUUGACUCCACCGGUUUAAUACGAGUCGGUGGACGACUUGAACAUUCACAAUUAUCAUUUGAAUCCAAGCAUCCACUCUUGUUAGCCGACCAUCCAAUUUCUACUAUGAUUAUUUCAUAUACUCAUAUCGUUUCUCUUCAUACCGGCAUUCAAGCUACACUCUCAAAAUUACGACAACAGUAUUGGAUUAUCAAAGCUCGAAGUUUAGUCAAAUCAAUUAUUUACAAGUGCGUUAAAUGCACACGGGAGAAGGCUCAAGUAGCUAAUCAAAUGAUGGGCCAACUUCCCAAUAGUCGCGUAUCAGCACCCACUCGGGCAUUCUCGCACAGCGGUGUCGAUUACGCUGGCCCCGUACUCACACGCGCAUCAGCUGGUCGAGGAAUCGCCUCUCGAAAAUCUUAUAUAGCAAUUUUUAUUUGUCUAGCAACUCGUGCAAUUCACUUGGAGCUAGUCAGCGAGUAUUCUACUUCCACCUUUCUGAAUGCAUUUCAACGAUUCUGCGCCAGGAGAGGUCUACCCGAAGUCAUGUAUUCUGACAAUGGCACCACUUUCACAGGAGCCGAUCGAGAAUUAGCACAAGCCUUUCGAGAUGCGCAACGCGAUUCCAAUUUUCUUAAUCUUAUCGCUUCAGACAACAUACAUUGGAAAUUCAUUCCCCCUCACGCGCCCCAUUUCGGAGGGCUCUGGGAAGCUGGUGUCAAAAGCGUCAAAUAUCAUCUUCGUCGCGUGUUAGGGUCACACACUUUAACUUUCGAAGAGUUCACAACUCUACUAUGUCGAAUUGAAGCUUGCUUAAACUCCAGGCCUCUCUCUCCACUCACUGAUUCAUUGGAAGAUUACGAAAUUCUCACCCCAGGUCAUUUUCUUAUCGGCUCAGCACUCACUACCAAUCCCGAGCCUUCUAUUCUGCACCUUAAUGAAAAUAGAUUGUCGCGAUGGCAGUUACUACGGCAGAUAACGGAACGCUUUUGGAGGUUGUGGCAAACCGAUUACAUUAACACCCUUCAACAAAAAACAAAAUGGCGUAAAGAAAAACCGUCAAUUCAAAUUGGUUCGUUGGUUUUAAUUCAGAAUCCGUUACUCCCUCCAUGCAAAUGGGAAUUAGGACGUGUCAUUCAAUGUCAUCCAGGCUCUGACGGAUUAACGCGAGUUGUCUCAAUCAAGACUGCAAGCUCAGAAUAUAAGCGACCGAUCACGAAGAUAUGUUUACUUCCGAUAGAAGUUAAGUCCAGCGAACAAGUCUCGAAUCCCAUCGCACUGUAA
Molecule: messenger RNA, 5280 nt
Organism: Nylanderia fulva
Lineage: Eukaryota; Metazoa; Arthropoda; Insecta; Hymenoptera; Formicidae
Source: RefSeq, a predicted model, not a curated record